Tremella mesenterica DSM 1558 is the source of this 1905-nucleotide messenger RNA. RefSeq lists its product as uncharacterized. Gene Ontology annotation, cellular component: small-subunit processome; nucleolus; 90S preribosome. Gene Ontology annotation, molecular function: protein binding. The record is from RefSeq and is a predicted model, not a curated record. NCBI's taxonomy places the organism in Eukaryota, Fungi, Basidiomycota, Tremellomycetes, Tremellales, Tremellaceae. The transcript has 7 exons. Gene Ontology annotation, biological process: maturation of SSU-rRNA from tricistronic rRNA transcript (SSU-rRNA, 5.8S rRNA, LSU-rRNA). Bases 1 to 1905 code for a protein of 634 amino acids.
AUGGACCGGCUCAUUUCUUCUUCCCUUCCUAGCUCCAGCAAAUCAUCCCACAAACAAGCACAUCAAAAACGAUCAAACAAUCAUGAGGUAGACGCUUCUUUACAUUCCAUCUUACCCCGCACUCAACUCCCUUCUUCCUUACAUCUAUCCCUAGACAGUGAUCCUCCUCCCACCGCAUCUUCCAACCCACAAAGAUCGGCAAAUGCCUCUUCCAGAUCGAACAUCACUGAUCACUCUCAUCAAUCUAGAAAAGAAUCCGUGAAGAAAGCGACCCCCAAUGCUGCCGUCCCACCUCAUAUAGCCCGUAUCCCCGACAAAAAGCUACGUGCAAGGGUGUACAAACAAGAUCUUUCUGCUAAAGUCGCCAGGAAAGAGAGACAAGAAGUAGAUGAAUGGAUAAACGCCCCUCUUGCUGGAGGAGCGGGAGGUAUAGAGGUUGAUGAAGAGGAAGGUGAGAGGACUUGGAGGGUUGGACAAGGAGAGAUCGUUCAGGAGGUAGGGGUACAAAGUGGUAGAAAACGAUGGGACUUGAAAUUGGAGGGAAUGGGAGAGUAUAAGGUGGAUUAUACCAGGAAUGGGAGACAUCUGGCUAUAGCUUCUAGUCUCGGACAUGUGGCCACAUUCGACUGGCAGAGUGGUAAACUUCAUUCGGAGAUACAAUUGCGAGAGUCCGUCAGAGACAUCAAGUUCUUACAUUCCGAAGCGUUUUAUGCUGUGGCUCAGAGGAAGUAUGUAUAUAUCUACGAUCAAGAUGGAGUGGAAGUACACAAGUUGAAACAACAUACUGAUCCGACUCAUUUGGAGUUUUUACCGUAUCAUUAUCUGUUGGUCUCCGUCGGCCACGCGGGCUACCUCAAAUAUCACGACACCUCCACCGGAAUCCUUCUCACUCAAAUUUCCACUCGUCUCGGUUCUCCACCUUCCAUUACACAAAACCGUCAAAGCGCUAUCAUUCACCUCGGUCAUUCCAACGGUACCAUGACCCUCUGGUCCCCCAAUCUUACCACUCCUCAUGUCAAACUUCUUGCCCACCGUGGUCCAAUAACAUCCAUAGCUGUCGAUCCCUCUGCUUCAUCGGCAGGUCGAUACAUCUCCACAUCCGGUCUUGAUGGUGAAGUCAAAUUAUGGGAUGCUAGAAUGUGGGGAAAACAAGUCCGAUCUUGGAAAAUGCACAACUCCCCCACUUCUUUAUCAUAUUCCGAUAGAGGAGUCUUAGCGGUAGGUGGGAAAUCAGGUGUAACAACAUUUAGAGAUGUGAUAGCGGAAGGAAACAGACCUUAUCUCACCCUUCCUCUUCCUUCUCUCACAGCCAAUUCUGUGAGGUUCUGUCCUUUUGACGAUGUACUCGUGGUGGGUCAUCAGAAAGGGGUUUCUAGUCUUUUGGUUCCAGGAGCUGGAGAACCAAACUUUGAUUCUGCCGAGGCGGACGUGUUUGAGACAUACACCAGAAGAAGGGAGAGAGAAGUGAGAGGUGUUUUGGAAAAGAUAAGACCGGAAUUGAUCACUCUUGACACGGAGUUUUUGGGUAAAGUGAGGGAUGAGAAGAAGGGUACUUUUGCGGAAAGGGAAGCGAGAAGUUUCAGACAGUUGAGUAGGAGAGAGAGGUUGAAGUUGGAAGGGAAAGCGGAUGAGGACGAGGGUCAAGUGGAGGAAGAUGAUGAGAUGGAAGAUGAGGAUGAUGGGGAAGAAGGUGGAGGAAGUGGGAGUGAAGGGAAAGAAAGGAAGAAGAAGAAAAUGAGGGGUAAAGGAGGAAGUAUGAAACGAUACUUGGCCAAGAAACGAAAGAAUGUCAUUGAUCCUUCUCUUCUUGCGAUGCGCGCAAAGGUCGCAGCUCAAAAACAAGUGGAAGAAUCUAAGAAACGUUCUGCGAGUAAGGAGACGGGAGCUUUAUCGCGAUUUGGAUAG